This is a messenger RNA of Medioppia subpectinata, 1584 nucleotides long. The record is from the annotation of a GenBank genome assembly. NCBI's taxonomy places the organism in Eukaryota, Metazoa, Arthropoda, Arachnida, Sarcoptiformes, Oppiidae.
AUGGAUUGUGCCACAAAUUCAAUGAAUACAUCCAAUGGUAUCAAAGAGAGUGAUUCCGAGGCCAAGAAUCUCACGAUUGAAAGAAAGAAAAUGAUUAAAGAGAUCGACAAAAGUCUUCGCGAAAGUCUUGAAGAAAUCGAACAGAUGGAGGAAUCGAUCAACAAUUCAAUGGAUAAUACAGUGUCUAAACCUCUCGACACACCAAUUAAGACAACUGUUAAGAAAUCAAACGAACAAUCGAGUGUCAAUGAUAAGCCAAUAAAUAAGACAAUCAAUAAGUUAAACGACAAACCAAAGAAGAAAACAACCGAUAAGUUACUGAACAACAAAACAAUAGGUCCGUUGCCGGCCGUCGAGGCAAAGACUUUCGCCGAAAAACUGGCCGUAAAGAGUGAGUCGGGAAAUAAUGGGUCACUAAAUAGGUUGCUAUACGACGAGGGGUUCGGAUGGGCGCGCACUGACUACGAGUGCGAGUUGUGUUGUGUCGUAUACCCGAUCGAGGAGUUGGUGGCAAUGAUCUCGUGUACGCACAACGCGUGCCGUCAGUGUCUCACUAAAUACUAUUGCGUUCAGAUCCGCGAACGACAACGACUGGUCAUAUGCUGUCCGUUCUGUGACGAGCCGGCCAUCGAUCCCGACGACGACGACACGGUGUUUGACUAUCUGGCACUUCUGGAUCAGUUGGUCCGCCAUCACGUGCCCACCGAUGUCUAUGAGCUGUUUCAGCGCAAGUGCCGCGACAGGGCUCUCAUGCGGGACCCAAACUUUCAAUGGUGUACUCAGUGUAGCUCAGGUUUUAUAGCACCCAACCUCCAGGCGCUGACCCUCAUGUGUCCGGACUGUAAGAACCUAACGUGUACUCAAUGCAAGAAAAAGUGGAAGAAACAACACUUUGGGAUCACUUGCGAACAGUUUGCCGAAUGGGAAAAGGCUAACGACCCCUCAUUUGCUGAACAACAACUCGAUAAACACCUUAAAGAGUUUGGUAUUGAUUGUCCUAAUUGUAAAUUCAAAUACCAGUUGGCAAAGGGUGGUUGUAUGCACUUUCGAUGCAUUCAGUGCUCGUACGACUUCUGCGGCGGUUGUCAGCGACCAUUCAAAAUGGGAAAUAGAUGUGGUGUCUCUCCGUUUUGCGAGAAACUGGGUCUCCAUUCACACCAUCCGAGGAAUUGUCUCUUUUAUUUGAGAGACAAAGACACUCAAGAAUUGCAGUCAUUGCUCGAUAAAGAAAACAUUAAAUACAAAACCAAAUUAGAUUCGGAUCAUAAGAGCACCCGAUGUCCUGUUAUGGAGCAGAAGGACACCGAUAAUGGUAUGCGAGACGAGGCCUGCGGUCGGUAUGUCGAGAAUGCGGGUCUUUGCAGACUUCACUAUAAGGAGUAUUUGGGAGAUUUGAUAUGGAAGGCAGGGCUCGACCCCAUACUAGUGUUCAAUACGGAUGAACUGGAAUUAGUGCUCAAACGCGAGAAUAUUCAACUCCCGGACAAGAAUCGAGAUUAUAAUAACUGGUACGACAAGGAGUUAUACACACAAAGAUUGCUUGAUAUGAUUUUGGAGAAAAUUCCGCUUAAAAACGAAUGUUAA